UAUCCGAAAAGAGAAGGGAGUUUCCAUCCCACCCCCCAAAUAAAAUUGGUCACUCACUCCACGGCUGUUUGUGGGACGUCGCUGUGCGUAAUUGGCUGCUGCGUUUCAUCAGCAAAAUAUUACGGUCAAUUGACUUGACAGUUUAUCCUGUGAAGCUCUUUGAGACGUCUCAACGACGUGAUAAGAAGCUACAUCAAACAGAAGGAUUAUUAUUAUUACUACAUCUUCAUUUAAUGACCUCGCCGAGAAUCUCUUUGAGGUGGAAUCCGCCGCUUUUCUUUUCAAGGAAAUGACGGAUUCAAGGAACACUCAGCAGCAGCUACCAGCGGGUUUCCUUCAGAAUCGGGAUUUUUCCCACUGGAUGUCGGAAUUGCCGGAAAAACUGUGGGAUCAACCCCUGUGUAACCUCGCCAUUCCAGGUACUGUGGCUCAUGCAGUGUCUUUCACAUACUAUCGCUCUCAUCAGCAAGACAACCACGUUACUGUUGGAGGACAGUGCGUCAGCGCUCAACAACAACAAAUUACGUUCGUAUAACGCCUUUCAAGUCAGGAGGACUUCUCAAGGAAGCCAUGACUCGAUGACUUACUGCUUAGAUAUGAACUCUCCGAUAGUACCCUCGGAACCCUCGAUCUUAUACUAUUUGGACUAUUUACUGCCCUAUCUCACUCGGCCAGAGAUAUACAAAUGGUGUACAACACAGGAUUUCGAUGUAAGCCAGCAGCUAGAAGCAGGGAUUCGGUACCUUGACCUCAGGAUCGCUCACAAGCCGAAGGACAGUGCUGAGCACUUAUACUUUACACACGGAAUCUACACGUCCAUCACUGUGCAGGAGGGAUUGACAGACAUCAGGACCUGGCUGGAGACUCACCCCAAGGAAGUGGUGAUUCUCGGCUGUAAAAACUUCGAGGGAAUGGACAAGCGGAAACAUCGCCAGCUGAUUAUGAUGAUGAAGAACAUAUUUAGGUCCAAAAUAUGCCCGCAAACCUCCGUGGAGUUUAUAACGUUACGAAAUCUGUGGGCAUCGGGGUUUCAAGUCAUCAUUUCCUACGAGGAUGCCAUUGCAGCGGAGUACAGGGAACUGUGGCCAUCAAUCCCUUACUGGUGGGCAAACACCUAUAAUCCUGAACAGCUCAUCCAAUUCCUGGAUAGUCAUAAGCAGGCUGGCCGUCCAGAUGGAUUUUUUGUGGCUGGCAUCAAUCUCACGGAAAAUGUCUGGUACAUCCUGACUCACCUGAGUAGCUCUCUGAAGAGCCUGACAUUUUCCAAUUACCCUCUCUUAACCGACUGGAUUGAAGCACAGAUGCCAGGGCCAGGCAAGAGCUGUGUGAACAUCAUUGCUGGAGACUUCAUAGAGGCUGCUUAUCUGGUGCGCACAGUCGUUGAGCUCAACAAUAAACUGCUUUAGAAAGGACUGCUCGAGAUGAAACAACCACGCAGUUGAGUAAUAAAGGAGCAGAGAUGAUACUUAAUGCAUUCCUGCGUGAGACUGCAAAAGAAGUUAUAAAGCCUCAUUACCCUGAGCGAUGUGGUGCAUCGUUACUGUACCUUUCUUGUUUUACAUUAAGUGUCAGCCUGGCUGAGUUGGUUUGCACUCAUGUCUCUGAGUCAAAAGUUUUAAGCUCCCACAUUGGGGACUUUGAGCUCACGGUCUAGGCUGACACUCCAGUGCAGUGCCGGGAGAGUUGCUGCAUUGUUGGAGGCGCUGUUCUUUGCUGGAAACGUGAAACUGUGACUCUACAUCAAAUGCAAGGAUGAUUAUUAUUACGUUUAGUGUUUAAUACGGUAUUAAAAGCAAUUCCAUGUC
Molecule: messenger RNA, 1805 nt
Organism: Callorhinchus milii (elephant shark)
Lineage: Eukaryota; Metazoa; Chordata; Chondrichthyes; Chimaeriformes; Callorhinchidae
Product: PI-PLC X domain-containing protein 1-like
Biological process (GO): lipid metabolic process
Molecular function (GO): phosphoric diester hydrolase activity
Source: RefSeq, marked provisional